Messenger RNA from Archocentrus centrarchus (flier cichlid), 2785 nucleotides. RefSeq names its product cAMP responsive element binding protein 3-like 3 like (gene creb3l3l). Lineage: Eukaryota; Metazoa; Chordata; Actinopteri; Cichliformes; Cichlidae. The record is from RefSeq and is a predicted model, not a curated record. Gene Ontology annotation, cellular component: nucleus. Gene Ontology annotation, molecular function: RNA polymerase II cis-regulatory region sequence-specific DNA binding; DNA-binding transcription factor activity, RNA polymerase II-specific. The coding region runs from base 124 to 1632 and encodes 502 amino acids. Gene Ontology annotation, biological process: regulation of transcription by RNA polymerase II. The transcript has 10 exons.
UGGUUUCAGCAGGAAGCGCUCUGUCGGUGUACAGCAGCAGCUAAGACAAACCGAGUAGAGAAACCAAAAGACACGCGGACGCACUCACUCGAAUGGUAUUUCGUCUCUUGUCAUCAAACGCAGAUGUCAAUCAUAGAAGAUCUUCCAGACAUGGAUGGAGCAGACCUGUUCGGGCUGCUGUUCCAUCGCGGCCAGGAUGGCUCCACUGAGCCCUUCUUUCCUGAUGAGAAUGGGCUCAUUGAGUCCUGGCUAUCUGAACAAGAUAUGCUGGCAGAUGUGGACACUGAAGACUUUCUGUCCAGCUUAUUAGAUGGAGAAGACAACACGGAGGCCAUCUGUCCCAUCUCUUCUCCACUGGGCAGCGACAGUGGCAUUUCUGAUGACAGCAGCUCCGGUCCUGGAAAUAACAACCAUGUUGGAUGUCCCAGUCCUCAUGGCAGUGAUAGUGAUGUUGUGCCCAGUCCCAGCUAUUCCCAGCCCAGCCCAGUGCACUCUGACCUUGCUGUGACUUAUUCAGAGCUGCAAACAGAGAGCAUUGAGGCCUUAACAGUCCAAGCAGAUCACAGCUACUCUUUGCUGCAGAGCGGAGGAAGGGAUAUGGAUAUGCUGCAGAGUGUGAGGGCAGAAAAGCCAGAUACAGAUGUCUUCAUUGAUCUGGAUGACCUGGUGACUGAAGCAAUGGAGGAGGAUAUCAGCAGCGAGCUGGAUGUCAGCAGUGAGCUGCCUUGCACUUUGGCCAUAGAGAACCCAGCAGAAGAUACAACAGAGCCCACAGAAAUAGAGCAGUUCCAGUUUAAAGAGAUUGUGCUCACUGAGGAGGAGAAACGGCUUUUGGCAAAAGAAGGCGUAACCAUUCCCACACACAUGCCCCUCACAAAGGCAGAGGAGAGGACUUUGAAGAGGGUCAGAAGGAAGAUCCGCAACAAGCAGUCUGCUCAGGAGAGCCGCAAGAAGAAGAAGGUGUAUGUUGAUGGACUGGAAAACAGGGUGGCCAUCUGUACUGCACACAACCUGGAACUACAGAAGAAAGUCCAAAUGCUUCAGAAACAGAACAUAUCAUUGAUUGAGCAGCUGAGAAAACUUCAGGCUAUGGUGAAGAUGUCGACCAUGAAGGCCAGCACAACCAGCACUUGUGUUAUGGUGUUCCUGCUCUCUUUCUGUCUCAUCAUCUUCCCGUCAGUCAACCCAUUUGGUGGAAACACUAAAGAAAAGGAGCUUUACACACCCUCCUCAAUCUUCUCCAGGAACCUGCGAUCGUUGCCAGCUGAAAGCACAGAUGCCAUAUCCUUCUCUCAACCCGAGGAGGAGAAGCUUUUAUUAGUGGGCCAAGGAGAGGUGGAGAAUGUUAAAGCCAUCUUUGCAGGCGGUCAGAAGAAUCACACUCCUGACUACCAGAGGGUGGAGCAACCUGACUCAGAAACAGGCGUCAACAGCAACUCUUCAGCAGACUUCCCAACUCUUGCUCAGGCAGCAGAGAUGAAGCAGGGGCCGGCUGGGGCAUUACAGGAAGGAUCUGUUGAUGCCGUAGUGGCAUCUGCUGUUGCAUACGAUGUGAAGGGUUCCAAGGAUACCUGGAUAGACCGGAAUCCUCCGUCUGUCAUAUUACAGCAGCACCGCUCUGAUGAGAUGUAGUAGGGACAUCAGUGUAACCAACAGAGGGAGCUGUAUUCCUAAUGAUUUGGGUGCUGGGGGAAAGGGAAAAAUAUCAUUAUUCAUCCAGAUAUAGGAUCCAUCUUUUCGUCCAUGCUUUUCCCCUCUGAAAGCCUUCUACUAGUUACUUUAUUUGCACUUUGUUCUUGUUUCCUUGUUCUAGCAGUUAAAAGGAACCGGGGAGAGAUUUUCAUAUUUUAGCAGGACAUUGCAGAGAUAUUAUAAAUGCCUGCAUUACUGGAGGGCACAUUCUACUGAGUUAGCACUGAGAGCUGUCAACGUAGUUACGAUAUGUUGUGCAUGACCAAAAUUUACCAGUAGAUUACUUAAAGAUAGAUUUGACUGUCACCAAAUGUGGAGGGAGUUUGAACACAUCAGCAGAUCUCAAUGCUAACAUGCUGCUUAUCAAUUCCAAAAAUCAUAAUUCUCAUAGCCAUAGUAAAUUAUGAAAAUGAGUAGUCUAGUAAUUUGUGCUGCAAAUUAGUCAGCAAUGUCUAUGGAGUAGUAGAAGAUAGAGCGCUUGAUUUUCAUGAAGCUUGAUCACAGUGGUUGUUCAACCACAGUAAUGCUUAAGCCAUUGCAGGACAUUUGGCCAUUUAGAAGACUUGUAAAGUUUGUCAGUAUUUCCCUUGUAACAAGGGUAUCCAUGCUUCUUUUAAUUUUGGAAUGCUUUGUUUUUAUUUGUUUUACAGUAAACUUGAAUCCUGGACAUAACCAUUGUUGGCUAAUCAACUACACCCCUGCAGUCGCCUCUUUUGUAACUUCAAUACACAGUUUUUAACUUCAUAAACUUGUCUGGAAUACCUUAGCACACGUGUAGGCAGAAUAAGGGGUUGGACUUAUUUACUCAGUAAACUUGCAGUAAAUACACUCAAAUGUUAUGACCUGUUUUGUCAGUAAAGCAUUUGUUUUUUUAAUUUUUGUGUAUUUUUUUGUUACUUUCUAUUAUAAAUGGUAUUGAAGCUACUUUCCAUUGUACUUGACAGGCAAGGAGAUUUUAAAUGUUAAUCAUUUUGAGCAAAAAUACUGGCAUUUGGAGUCGUCCAAGAAUGAAAUGUAAAUAUAAAAAGUGAUUGUUCCUCUUUCUGUAAAUUUGAACUCUUUAUGUAUAAUACAUGUCUGGACAACUAUAAUA